CCUGUCGAAUAGAGCAGACCUCAGACAUGGUGUAGGAUAUCAGGAAAGGAACAAGCGAUUGAAGUUGAGACAAGGCCUGUGUUGAGGCUGGAGGGGAGUGUAAAGGAUCGACAGUAACCGUGGAUCGGGCACAGGCAGGCGGAGGCCCCCCAUGGAGAAGGAGCAGGGCAGCGUGGCCUCCAGUGCCAGUGACACCACCCCUAGCACCACCUCAGCCUCCACCAGCAGCAACACUACAACAAACUCCUCCAGCAGACAGCAGGCUAUGCCUCAGAUAUCAGUCUAUGGAGGAAUCACAGACAGACAGACCGUUCAGGUCAUCCAGCAGGCCUUGAACAGGCAGCCCAGCACAGCGGCAGCUCAGUAUCUACAGCAGAUGUAUGCAGCUCAACAACAACACCUCAUGCUACAGACUGCAGCACUACAGCAACAGCACCUGAGCCUGGCUGCUGUGCAGCAGGCUAGUAUAGUGGCAGGAAGACAAAGCUGUAAUCAGAAUGGCACUACAUCCCAGCAGACUGUGGCCUCCCAAACCACUAUAAACCUUGCCACAUCCCCUGCGGCAGCUCAUUUGAUCAGUCGAGCCCAGAGCGGGAGCUCCAUUCCAGUCUGCAUUUCCCAACAGGCCGUGCUGCUGGGAAACUCCUCCACACCCACACUCACCGCCAGCCAAGCACAGAUGUAUUUACGAGCUCAGAUGGCACAGCAAACCAAUCUUGUGCAAGUAGCAAGGAGCCUAGGCCGAGCUGUUCCUUUGUCCCCUCAGCUAAUUUUCACCCCAACUGCCUCAAUCACUGCAGUUCAGCCGGAGACCUCUGCAUUGUCAAUCAACACGCCACCCACCAGCGGACAGAUACAAAACUUGGCUCUUCGUGGCCAGCAGGGUGCGCUGACUUCCUCCCUCUCUCAGUCUCAGUUACAGAGCCUGAGUGUGAAACAGUCCCCCGGGUUAUCAGCACAUCAGCACACUGCUGCAAAGGGCAGUCCUGCAGAAAUGUCCUCAGAUACUGUGGGAAAAAAUGACAAAACCAGUGACCUCACAACAAGGGAACUUAACGUGUGUCCCAAUGUGACCUCGGUGGCGAGCCAUCCUCUCAUCAGCACAGCAUAUACCCAAAUUCAGACCCAUCAGCUGCUCCAGCAGCACAAGCAGCAGUUUGUGAUACAGCAGCCUCAGAUACUGCAGAGAGGUCAAACGCAGCUCUUGGAGGCCACCACCAUUCAUCCUCACACAGUGCAAGCUGUAGCCAUUCAGCCUGCCCUGCCAGCUCAGCCUCAGCAGUGCCCUAUUCCUCUGGUACCCAAAGUGCCUGUUACCUGCCACCAAGCUUCCAUCUUCCAUUCUACUAUUGUGAGUCAGCAGGCACUUGCCCAGAAUGGACAGCCACCCAUGAGCCAGAGCAAAGCAGCACCUCUACAGCUUACUGCAGUUAAUGUCCAGAUCCAGCCAGUUCAAACUCAACUGGGAGUAGCCACACAGGAUGUGUCCGAUAAGGACACCCCUGUUCCUCUUGAACCGCAGAUGCUAUCCAUACCAAUUCAUGUGCCAACCCAGACAGAACAAUGCGAGUCGAUCAAACAAUCUCAACAAAGUCAAGUGACAGAAAACACAGAAGCAGGCAGAUUGAAUGUGAAGGCAGGUGUGGGCUCACCUCCAGCCAUGACCUCGGGCAGUGGCAACAAUGCGCCCACGGUGACCGGCAGCGCUCCGCAAAAUGGCGAGAGUAAACCGCCGCCACAGGCGGUAGUGAAGCCCCAGAUCCUCACGCAUGUCAUCGAGGGAUUCGUGAUUCAGGAGGGAGCUGAGCCUUUUCCCGUUGAACGUCCAUCCUUGUUGAUUGAGAAUUUAAAGAAGCAGAAGCAGCAUCAGGCUUAUUCAGACCUAGAGAAGCAGUCUCAGACCUUUCAAAACACAGACUCUGAGAUGGACGAUCUUUCACCGCAAGAGCUGAAUAAUCAGAAUGCUGAGCCAAUGCUGUCAUGUGAAUUCUGUGGGAAUGUAGACUUUGCAUAUAACUUCAAGAGAUCCAAGAGGUUUUGUUCUACGGUGUGUGCAAAGAGGUAUAAUGUUGGGUGCACAAAGCGAAUGGGACUUUUCCCAAGAAAAUCAACCACGGAGAACCCAAAGAAACAGAAAGCCUCCAACGCCUAUCAUCAUAACAGCAGCAUGGAUGUCAGGAAACGGAAUCCAAGCGCUCAAACAACCAUGGGAGCAUCUUUGUUAUCCCCACCCCCCUCUCAUCCAAGUCACGGUGAGUCCAGCCAGUGCUCAGACAUGUCCAGCUUCGAAGAGCCCAUUUCGCCACUGUCCAACUCCAGCUUUGGAGCCCAAAGGCUUCAGAACGAGGAAAGGUUCGAUCACAGUAGAGCGCUCCCUCUCCUGACGCAGCACUUCCUGGCCAGCGACCCGACCAAGUGGAAUGUCGAGGACGUCUAUGAAUUUAUCUGGUCUCUGCCAGGCUGCCAGGAGAUCGCCGAAGAGUUUCGCUCUCAGGAGAUCGACGGCCAGGCCUUGAUGCUCCUCAAAGAGGAUCAUCUCAUGAGCACCAUGAACAUCAAACUGGGCCCAGCACUGAAAAUCUUUGCCCGCAUCAGUAUGCUUAAGGACUCGUAGCCUUUCCCACAGCCUUAUCUAGCUUGGAAAGGACACCUUAACAUCUCUGCACUGGUUUCCUCAUCCCAUUGUGGGUCCUGGGGAUUGCUGCUCCUCAAAACCACAAACUUGUGUAUAGUUCUCAUCACAGUCAAAUGGUUUCAUCCCUAAAGCAUGAUGAUGUGACUUGAUUAAGAAUUUCUCAUGUAUUCAGCUGUGCCAGGCCUGGGAGGGGGCGACAAUCCAUCAUGUCAGGAAGACAAGCACAAGUACUUUACCAUUUGUGCAAACAAAUGUUCAACAUAAGGUAGCAUGGAAACAGGUUUACAGUUUCUUUACUGUUUUAAACUGGACUUUGUGAUUUAUCUGUCGUAGUUCUGGUUCUCAUUGUCACAGCAACAUGUGAUGUUUGGUUAGCUAAGGAAAAUGUUGUACCUUUAGCCUUGCAGUGUGCCAUCAUUUGUAGGUAGUAAACUGCUCAGGAUUCUUCAUCUCACAGGAUGUUCCUCAAUUCACAUGCAAUUAUUACAUCAGAUUUUGUAGUCAAAUGUGGCAUUUUUGACAUGGGGAUAACGGGAAAUAAAACUUUGACUCUCUUUGAACUUUGAA
Molecule: messenger RNA, 3202 nt
Organism: Sinocyclocheilus anshuiensis
Lineage: Eukaryota; Metazoa; Chordata; Actinopteri; Cypriniformes; Cyprinidae
Product: polyhomeotic-like protein 2
Exons: 15
Coding region: 152-2614 (820 amino acids)
Biological process (GO): negative regulation of DNA-templated transcription
Cellular component (GO): nucleus; PRC1 complex
Molecular function (GO): zinc ion binding; chromatin binding; histone binding
Source: RefSeq, a predicted model, not a curated record